Rotaria sordida is the source of this 672-nucleotide messenger RNA. Lineage: Eukaryota; Metazoa; Rotifera; Eurotatoria; Philodinida; Philodinidae. The record is from the annotation of a GenBank genome assembly.
AUGAUUAUGAAAAAAAUAAUUUUAUUAGUUAUUAUAGUUUUAUUUAUUCCGAUUAUAAAUUGUUUUCCAUCGAAUUCAUUUUAUUUAAUUAAUAUUGAUAAGAAUUUAUUAUCGAAUGAAAGUUAUUGUUCAAAUAUAUUAAUUAAUCAACAUAUAUAUCGUAUACCUAAACAAUGUCAUCAUCAUUUACUUUGUAAUUCAUAUUAUUGUGAUGAUAAAUCAUUUCGUUGUAUGAAAAUACGUGAAACAUUAUGUUGUUUAUAUAAAUAUUUUCAAUUAAAUUGUCAACAAGAUAAUUUUAUUCAAAUAAAAGAUCUUUUUCGUUCAAUAUAUUUUUAUAUGUCAAUUGAACAUGGAUAUUGUGAAAUAAAUUUAGAAAGAAUUGAAAAAAAUGAUCAAGCCUAUUGUAUUUCAAAUAUAGAAGAAACAUUAACAACACAAACAAUAAAAACAAUUCUUUCAUCUACAAUUCGUUCAUCUUUUAAAUAUUUUCAUCGACGUCCAUCAUCAUUAUAUCCUCAUCGACAAGCAACACGACAAAAUUAUUCAUCAUUAACAAAUUUAGAUUAUUUACGACAAGUUACUAUAAUUGAAAGUAUUUCAUCAAAAUGUUCAAAAAUUUUUAUAGAUUCUUUUCUUAUUAUCAUUUUCUUAUUGUCAAUAUUAAUUUAA